GCUCCUCCUCUGUGGAGCUUCUCGGGCGAUCGAGCGAUUGUCUCACACUUAUACAAAAAAAAAAAAAAAAAAAAAAACUUCCAAGACUUCCUGAACUUCCCUACUCUAUGAGGGCUAAAGGACUUAACCGAUGGCGGAUGCAAGCGAGAUAUAAAACCGAGUUUGGUACUGAUGACCGACCAGGCGGACGUACUUCUGACCCCGUUAUCCACUCCAGAGCAACUUCCCUGCAAGGACUCUCGGGGGAAAAGCUCGACGUCUGAAGUGGACAAUGGAGCUGAGAGGAGACAGAGAAGGCGUGGACGGACACCUGCAGACCUCAGGCUUCAGCUAGACAUAGAGUCAGACCCCCCAGAAAGCAGGAAGAAACCAACUGGCCUGAGACUGAAACCUGCAGAGCAGCUUUCUCCAAUGCCGAGUCUCUGUGACUUUGAAACAAAGUUUGAGCGGAAGAAAUCGCAGCCGAACCAUUUAUCGAAGACAAAUGUGCAUUAUCACAAGUUAUUCAAGGAAGUCAGCAGAGAUGAGUUAGUCAAACAGAGUUACACCUGCGCCCUGCAGAAAGACAUUUUAUAUCAGGGAAAAAUGUUCGUCUCUGAUAACUGGAUCUGCUUUCACUCCAAAGUCUUUGGCAGGGACACCAAGAUUUCAAUCCCAGUGAUGUCGGUGAAAUUCAUAAAAAAAACUAAAACUGCCUUGUUGGUGCCAAACGCUCUUGUGGUUGAAACUACAAUUGAUCAGCAUGUGUUUGUGUCGUUCCUCUCUCGAAACACCACAUUCAAACUUCUGAAAUCCAUCUGCCUUCAUUUGGAGAUGCUGUCAUUGCAGGUGGAUAAGCCUUGUAGCAGCCCAGUUACUUCCUCCUGUGAAAACAGCUUCAGAGCUGGCUGCCCGUCAUCACUUCCUCUGGACUUUUCUGGAGAUUUCUCUGACCUCGAUGGAGUCGUGCAACAGAGACGGCAAGAUAUGAUGGAGAGCAGCAGUUCUGGGUCUCAGACUCCAGAUUAUGACAAAAUACGUGAUUUCACCGGCCUACAAGACCCAUUUCUAAGUGCAGUGAAGAGCAGAAAAGUUUCAGUCCAUGCAGACAUUCACCUUCAGAGUCCAAGCCAAAAACAUGGCACCACCCUCAAGAACGGCUCAGUCAACCCAACUCGUGGACCCCCACCGAAGGUCAAAUCCUCACAGCCAAAGUCCUUAUACAUGAUACUCCUCAUUUAUUUAUUUUUAGUCAGCAUUCUUGUCUUAUCCUCCUGUUACAUGGCUUUUAAGAUUGUGGCUCUUGAGCAUCGCUUGAACUCCAUGUUGUCAGUGGGAGAACACAUUCGCAAUGAAAAUAGUGUAAGCCAAAGGCUGCAGGAUGAAGUGAAUGCUGAGAUCUACGGGGAACUGUCUACCAACUUGUUCAAGCUAGAGAAGAUUCAAAGAAACCUCCAGAAGCUCCUGGAGGAGACCUAAAAGAAGACUGUUUUUCUGUUUGCCAGUCCAGAAGGAAGCUUUGCUGUUAAUUAGAGAUGCUGUUUGAGCUCUUUGGAGCAGCAGUGAGCACAUUUGGUGGCUCUGCUGCCAAAACAUGGACAGCAAAUACAGAAAGCUUUGCCUAGAAAGCUGUGUGAAAGUUUGUAGUGCAAUAAUAGCCUCUUUCUGCUGUUCACUCAGGACUUUUUUUAUCCCUUAUUUUAAACAAAGCUGUGCCGAAGCUGUGUGGUAGUGCUAGUGAAGCAAGAAUGGCGUAUUUAUCUAAGAGCUUGUAGCUUGUUUUAUUUCUUCAAAGGUUCAAAGGUCCAAUACUAGUGUUUUUAAACACUUUCUAAGAGGUCAAACAUUUGUUUUUAGAUGUUUUUGCUUGUAGUGCAAAUAAAUUAUAUUAAUGUAAAGUGUAUAAAUUACUGAUGUGGGAUUUUUGCUCAGUAGGUAAACUCUUUCUCUAUAAAUAGAAAAUGAUGGUGCCGUUGUAAAUAAAGGUGUGUAGUUUGUCCUGUUAAAACAUUUCCAAAUAACUUGUGAGAACAACUGACUUAAUAUGUAUAUUUGCUGUAAAUGUUUUACUGAAAUACUUAACAUGAAUUAUUGAAAGACAUUUUUUAACCAUGAGAGAAUUAUGUUUAUGAAAUUAACAACUUGAAGCCAUCCUGUGUGAAGCUGUAACGUUAGAGUUGGUCAAUAAUUUCUGGAAAAUGUUCGGUUUACAUUUAAACCACAAAGCGUUUGUGCCUUUAACUCCUGCAGUGAUUGUAUUUCAGCCCUGAAAUAAACUCCUUUCACUUUG
Messenger RNA from Melanotaenia boesemani (Boeseman's rainbowfish), 2269 nucleotides. Its product is annotated as GRAM domain-containing protein 2B-like. Lineage: Eukaryota; Metazoa; Chordata; Actinopteri; Atheriniformes; Melanotaeniidae. The coding region runs from base 172 to 1458 and encodes 428 amino acids. The record is from RefSeq and is a predicted model, not a curated record. The transcript has 14 exons.